Cladophialophora immunda is the source of this 3591-nucleotide messenger RNA. RefSeq names its product N-acetyl-gamma-glutamyl-phosphate reductase. Gene Ontology annotation, biological process: L-arginine biosynthetic process. Gene Ontology annotation, molecular function: arginine binding; acetylglutamate kinase activity; L-glutamate N-acetyltransferase activity, acting on acetyl-CoA as donor. Gene Ontology annotation, cellular component: mitochondrion; cytoplasm; mitochondrial matrix. The transcript is spliced from 2 exons. Lineage: Eukaryota; Fungi; Ascomycota; Eurotiomycetes; Chaetothyriales; Herpotrichiellaceae. The coding region runs from base 296 to 2971 and encodes 891 amino acids. The record is from RefSeq and is a predicted model, not a curated record.
CCAUCACCCCGCAAAAUAUUUUGCUAUCGAGUAGUUGGGAAAUCAAGAAAAUUUUGACGCAAGACGACGCUGGUGAAGUUUUUUCUUCCCCUGCUCUGAUUCCGGGCAUAUGGUUCUUUGGCGUUCCUCUCAAUAGACCUGCCGUUGGGUUUUCUCUGUUGGUUUCCCGUGUUUCGCUCUCCCCUCUUCGUCCCUCGCACUCGACUGUCACACUGCGUCAAACACGAUCCACGUCACCGACACCGGACGUUGACUCCAGAGUCCUUAUCAGCUGCCGCAUGAACUGAGCGCAACCAUGUCGGCAUUGGGAGCUGCUACUGCGCGAGCAGUCACUCGACGAGCAGCGUCCUCGUCUCUUCGUUCUCGAGCUCUCCGCCUUGCUAGGCCUUCAUACACCCCCCUCGCUGUACAGCAGACCUCUCCGCAACGAACAUAUUCCUCUCCCUCGGGAUCCUACCCCUCGACGAGGUCGACGGUGGUACAGUUGCUCAGUAAUAUUGGCUCCAAGAGGGAGGUUCAACAGUACCUGUCACACUUCAGCUCAGUUUCGUCCCAGCAAUUUGCCGUCAUCAAGGUCGGCGGUGCCAUCUUGACCGAGCAUCUGCAGACCUUGUCCUCUGCCCUUGCAUUCCUCAACCAUGUUGGGCUCUAUCCCGUUGUCGUCCAUGGUGCUGGGCCGCAGUUGAACAGGAUUCUGGAAGACUCGGGGGUCGAACCACACUUUGAGGAUGGAAUUAGAGUCACAGACCCCAAGACAUUAGGGAUCGCACGAGCACUGUUCCUUGAAGAGAACUUGCGGCUGGUGGAGGAAUUGGAGCGUCUAGGUGUCCGAGCCAGACCGAUCACUUCUGGGGUUUUUACCGCGGACUAUCUGGACAAGGAGAAAUACAACCUGGUGGGCAAGAUCAGACGUGUCGACAAGAGACCAAUCGAGGCUGCUAUCCAGGCGGGAUGCCUACCAAUCUUAACGUCCAUGGCCGAGACAUCAGACGGGCAGGUCUUGAACGUGAACGCGGAUGUCGCAGCCGGUGAGCUAGCUCGAGCACUUCAGCCAUUGAAGAUCGUCUACCUCUCCGAGAAGGGCGGUCUGUUCAACGGUGACACGAAGGAGAAGAUCUCUGCUAUCAAUCUGGAUGAGGAGUACGAUCACCUCAUGCAACAAUGGUGGGUUCGACACGGCACCAGGCUGAAGAUCAAGGAGAUGAAGGAGCUCCUCAUGGACCUGCCUCGCAGCUCGAGCGUUGCCAUCAUUCACCCGGCUGAUCUGCAGAAGGAAUUGUUCACGGACUCUGGCGCUGGUACUCUGAUCCGACGGGGCAACAAAGUCCAUGUCAACACCUCUAUCGACCAGUUCAAAGACAUCGAGAAGCUCAAGGAAGUCCUUAUCCGUGACCGGGCUGGACUUGAUGCCAAAGCCAUUGUGGACCGCUACAUCAAGUUCCUCCAGACGCGGGACUUCAAGGCUUACUUCGAUGAGCCGAUGGAGGCCUUUGCUCUUGUGUUGCCCCCAAGUAGAGAAACAACGCUGGCUCAGCUGGCUACCUUAACCAUCACGAGGAACGGCUGGCUCACGAACGUGGCAGACAAUAUCUUCGCCGCCAUCAGGAAAGAUUUCCCCAAGUUGAUGUGGACUGUCAAGGAGGAUGAUGAGAACUUGACCUGGUUCUUCGACAAGGCUGACGGUAGUCUCUCCAAAGAUGGCGAGGUCCUCUUUUGGUACGGUCUUGAGACUAGCGAUGAGGUUAAGGACCUUAUGGUUGAAUUCACAAAGCAUGGACGUCAGUUGUUCGGCGAUAUCAAUCUCGAGGCUAAGCUGCACCGUGCAGCUAGAGCGGCGUCCAGUGCAGCCAACUCUACUGCUCAAGGGAUGACCCAGAAGCGAACAUUCUCGACUUCGGCCAAUCCAUUGCGCUCAGCACGGCAAGCAAGAUUUGUCACCAAGCCAGCUCUUUCUAUCCGUACGUACUCCACGACCAACCCAAACCCGCCCCUUGGAUCCAAAAACAGCUCCAACAGCAAGCCCUCACGUAUAGCCCUUAUUGGAGCUCGAGGCUACACCGGUAAAGCCCUCAUCGACCUUCUCAACCGCCAUCCGCACAUGGAUCUGCGCCAUGUAUCAUCACGAGAGCUUGCUGGCAGGAAGCUUGAAGGCUAUGACAAACGAGAAAUCAUCUACGAAAAUCUGACUGUCGAAGAUGUCCGACAAAUGGAAGAGAACGAAGACGUAGACUGCUGGGUGAUGGCCCUGCCAAACGGCGUAUGCAAACCGUUUGUUGAUGCCAUUGAUCAGGUUGGCAAAAACAGUGUCAUUAUUGAUCUCAGCGCCGACUACAGAUUCGAUCCAAACUGGACUUACGGUCUUCCGGAACUGGUUGACCGAUCCGCUAUCGCAAGGGCCACAAGAAUCUCGAACCCAGGCUGUUAUGCUACAGCCGCUCAGCUCGGCAUUGCACCUCUCGUGCCGUAUUUGGGUGGUCAGCCAACGGUAUUCGGCGUCUCGGGGUAUUCAGGUGCAGGCACCAAACCCUCUCCGAAGAACGACGUCAACAAUCUUACCGACAACAUCGUUCCUUACAGUCUAACAGACCAUAUCCACGAACGAGAGAUCUCAACCCAACUUGGCGCGCCGGUGGCAUUCAUUCCCCAUGUCGCUGUGUGGUUCCAGGGCAUUCACCACACCAUCAACAUUCCCUUGAACCAGGAAAUGAAGUCUCGCGACAUCAGAACACUUUAUCAAGACCGCUAUGCCGGAGAGAAAUUGUUGAAGGUCAUUGGUGAGGCGCCCCUUGUGAAGAAUAUCGCCAAAAAGCAUGGCGUGGAAGUUGGUGGGUUUGCCGUGCACAGCAGUGGAAAGAGGGUGGUGGUUUGUGCAACGAUCGAUAAUCUUUUGAAAGGAGCGGCAACGCAGUGUCUUCAAAACAUGAACUUGGCUCUGGGCUAUGGGGAGUACGAGGGUAUUCCCCUCGAGUAGAAAGGGAGCUAGAUUAGAGUAUAUGAAGGCGCCGACGGCAAGAUACAAUACCCCAAAAAGCAUUCGAAUAAAAGUUCCGGCUUAAUAAUACGAGAUCUAUCUGUGAGCAAUGUUGUUUCUUUGGUCAUGGACGCCCCUUUCCUCCACCGCUUCUCUCCAUGGGCGACGCGAAAGUCAACGGCGGAGAUACGGGACGAGAGACUCGAGCUCCUCUCCAACAAACACCGUUGUUAUGUCUUCUCAGCAUUUGGUACAAUCUAUGAUUUCGAGUCCAGGGUGUGGGCCGGCAUGCAACAUGGCAGUUUGGUAAAGGCCGAGAAGAUUCGUGAAUGGGUAUUUGUACAGGUGUUGUCUGGUUUUGAUUCUCAAGGGAGACGUUGUAAAUGCGCUGAGAGGAGGGCCAGGGUUCCACAACGGUAAAGGGAAGAAGAGAAACGUCCAUGACUAUGGCCAAAUUUGCCUGUCAACUUCCUGAGUUUUCACAUUCCCUUUUUGUCAUUUUCCUGGGAGUGGCGAUGAGAUUGGGAUGACAAAGGUCUGGCAGAGUGGCCUGAGUUUGAUGCUCGUGGCGUCCUCCUGCUGGAAUUCACUGUCUGUCUUCAAUUCACUUUCAACUCGAC